Saccostrea echinata is the source of this 2228-nucleotide messenger RNA. RefSeq names its product toll-like receptor 2 type-2. The record is from RefSeq and is a predicted model, not a curated record. Gene Ontology annotation, biological process: toll-like receptor signaling pathway; immune response. The transcript has a single exon. The coding region runs from base 107 to 1783 and encodes 558 amino acids. NCBI's taxonomy places the organism in Eukaryota, Metazoa, Mollusca, Bivalvia, Ostreida, Ostreidae. Gene Ontology annotation, cellular component: membrane. Gene Ontology annotation, molecular function: transmembrane signaling receptor activity.
GAUAUCUCGUACUCUUUUGUGCAUUGUAGUUAUUUGUAUAAAUUUUACUAAAGAAAGUUGCGCAAAUGAAGAUAACAGAACUGUAAAUUUGCCGAGUGAUGAUCAAAUGAAUAACCUAAGCAUCUUUGCAGAAAACAUUAUCCACGUCAUUUCCAACUUUGAAGAACACACACUGGAGGAUAUAGAGUCGAAGUUGUCAAACACGAGCGGAAAUCUCGUCAAAGUGGAAAUCAAGUGCCAAGGAAAUUCUUCCCUUUUCCUUCCUAUUCCAAUCAUUUCAUCGAAAUUUCAAGAUCUUCGAGUCUGCGGUUGUUUAGUUAAAGGCACAGACCAAUACAGAAAUUUCUCUGGAGCACCAGAUAACGUCCUACGUCAUCUAGUAUUUAGUGACGUUAUAUUCGAAUUAAGUGAGUAUAACGAGUAUUUGCAAAUCGUGAACUGGGAGCAGAACAAACAUUUGUUUCAAUACGGAUGGUCUAUAGUGUCAGCCUCUUUGAUGACCUUCAGGGAAACAAAUGUAUCCUAUGUAUAUAAAGAAUCUUUCCAGAUGGAUCAUCAGUACUUGGAUAAACUUCUCAAAUACAGAGAAUAUCUCAGGGUACAUAAAACAAACUAUAAUCUAAUUUAUCUGGAAAUUUCAAAUUCAAAGGAAAAAGGUGGUGCGACGAACAUGAAAUAUUAUUCCAUAAAUGAUUUUCUGGAAUCGGGGCGCUUUCCGUUCUUGCAAGUGAUGAAUUUUUCUGGCCUGGGGCUACAGCAUCUCCCUGAAGCAAUUAGAAAGGGAAACUGGUGGUGGGCCAAGUUUCCAUCUCUCAUUCACAUUGACUUUUCUUACAACCGAUUUGAACGAAUUCCCUUCAUCGUGGAGAGCUUUUCAUCAGAGACCAUAUCGGUGAACUUGAGAGACAAUGCCAUAUCUUUCUUUUCUGACAAAGAACUCCUGAGAGUGUAUCCACUAGAGAUUGACCUAACUAACAAUAAAUUUGAUUGCCACUGUUCUAAAUUUGUUGAUGAAAUGAUAACAGCAACGAAAACUUUUAACCUAAAAUUCAAAAAGUAUUAUCGUUACCUAGCAAAUGCUACUUGUUAUCAUCCUGUCGAAUUAAGAGGCAAGAAAAUAAGUAAUUUGAAUGUCUCCAAGCUAUGUUACGUGACUGAGACUCUAAAAUCAUACAGUGCCCUGUAUUUAAAUUUGAUAAUAAUGUUGUCGGUGGCUUUAUUCGUAUUUUUCCUCAUUGUCGUAAUUUCUAAAUAUCGAAAAGAAUUGCAUAUCCUUUCGUAUACCAGACUGCGCAUGAAAAUCUGCAAACCAGUUAUACAUGUAUCGGAGAGUUCUUUGAUGAAGGAGUACGACGCUUUUUUGUCUUAUAGUCAUCAAGACGCGGAAUGGGUGAAUCGGGUAUUAAUUCCAAAACUUACAGAAUCUCCAGCUAAACUUAAGCUCUGUCUUCACGAACGAGACUUCAAACUUGGAGGUUUUAUAUCCGAUAACAUAAUUGAAAGCAUCGACAAUAGCAGGCAUACGAUUAUGAUCAUAUCGGAAGCCUUUCUUGCCAGUAAAUGGUGUGGACUGGAAUUCAAGACAGCCUUUCAUCAGAAUUUAAUGGAGAAAAAUAGGCACCUGAUCGCAGUGUUGAUGGAUGGCACAGAUUUGAACAAACUUGAUAAUGACAUGAGGCGUUAUCUUGAAACACAUACAUUUUUAAAGCAAAACGAGCUUUUAUUUUGGGAUAAAUUAAUUUAUGCGCUAAGUGAGCUGGGUGGAAAUAAAGAGAUAGUGUAAUAAAUAAUUUCAAACAGACAUGCUAUGCACGAAGUUAUUGUUAUACACAAUGGCGAUCAAAAAUCAUGAUUUGUGUGAUGACAAGGAUUGAUGUAAAAUUAUUAAGUUUUUAUCGACUUCUUGACACGUGAACAAUUUUUGCUUUUAUUAAAAAUCACUCGGUUCAGUUAACGCCAAAAAACUGACGCUAUAAAUUCUCAUUAUGUCAGAAUUAUCGUCCAAGUUAGUAUAAUUUCUGUUUUUGUAUUUUUUUUUUUUAAAAAAUGUAUUCUAUAUAUUAUGAUAUGUAAAUUGUUCACCGUACAUUAUUCAAAUUGUUAUUAGUUUCAUGUUUAAGGAGUGAUCAAUAUUACAUAUAUAUAUGUAGAAAAAAAAUUGCUAUCGAGUAAAAAAAUAUUCACAUUGUGAAUUUUACAUAUGAUGUCUCAAUAUAUUUAUACAUUGU